UCUACAUCGCCGCUCUCAGUACAGUUCCCUCCAACACCAGAUCCGCUUUUCUUUUGAUCUGCACGGACGCUCGUCCAUGCCCCAUUUGAUUGGUCCAAAAGUAGAUCUGCUUUUUAGAUCGCUCCUGAUCAUCUUCUAGCGAUCUUCUAGCAAAAAUAGCACAAGCACUUACCAUGUAAUUAUGCAACAAUACGAGUAGCUUACGCUUACCCGGGACCUCCUACACAGCGACAAUUUUUACCAGUGAAGCUCAGAAUAACGUUGAUGUAAAAGGAAAAGCUAGAUUUAUCAUUUUCAUUAAGCGUUCACAUCGAUCGCAAUUUUCAUUUCUUGAUCCAGCAACUUACUACCGAAGACAUUAGAAAACAAAAUGACGGCAGUUCUCUCCGGCUCGACGAUUGACUCGGAACAGGAGGCUAUCAAAGUUUCCCUGGACCAGUUUUUCAAGGAUACGCUGUCAUUCACCACCGAGUUCUACACCGGGACGGGUGAGGAGUCCGAGCCGCUGCUGAAGCUCGUUUUCGAUUUCUGUAACGAGAAAGAGGCAAAGGUCGUUCCUCUGGGCGGCGGAAUCUGCAGGAUCACGAAAAAAGGCGCGCCAGAGCAGCAGGAGGCAGGCGGCGCUCCUGGGGAAGACGAUUCCGAUGAGGAGUAAAGAUAGGGUACGAAGAUCAUGUUCUUGUUUCACUAGAACGAGGGGUCUCGGUGAGGACGACCCUGUGCGACUACACGAGCAAGAACUACUAUUGGAAUUCUCUGUUGAUGACAAUUAUUGACGAGAAAGUAAAUGGCUUGCGCUUGCGCCGUUUAUCUGACCACGCGACUAAACGGACGACACUGCUCGUAGCUUGGAAUCCAUCGUGUAGCUGUUGCUACUUCAAUCGCAGUAU
This is a messenger RNA of Amoebophrya sp. A120, 890 nucleotides long. NCBI's taxonomy places the organism in Eukaryota, Dinophyceae, Syndiniales, Amoebophryaceae. The record is from the annotation of a GenBank genome assembly.